GAUUCGCUUCGCUCCGAACCGAGAGGCCCAGACAGAUGGGGAGGCGUCGCGGCGGCGGCGGCGGCGGCGGUGGCGGCGGCCGCGGAGGCGGAAGAGGGCGUGGGCGAGAUGAGGAAGACGACCUCCAUCUGCACAAGGCUGCGAGGUCUGGUGAUUCGGCCGCGGCGGAGUCGCUGUGCGAGUCCAACCCUCUCGCCGUCAACUCAAGGGACCGCCUCUCCCGCACACCACUCCACUUGGCUGCAUGGGCUGGGCAUGUUGAGGUUGUGAGAUGCCUUUGCAAGCACAGAGCUGACGUAGGAGCUGCAGCAAUGGAUGACACCGCGGCAAUUCAUUUUGCCUCCCAGAAAGGCCAUAUAGAAGUUGUCCGCGAGCUGCUGACUGCUGGGGCCACCGUGAAAGCGAAGAACAGGAAAGGCUUCACGGCGCUGCAUUUCGCUGCGCAGAACUCCCACCUGGAUCUUGUGAAGUACCUUGUGAAGAAAGGUGUCGACGUCACAGCAAAGACGAAAGGCGGGCAGACAGCUCUGCAUGUCGCGGAGAAUGAUGAUGUGCGUGCUUUCCUGAAAGAGUGCGAGCAGUCCUUGAAGAAGGGGGCCGAGCUACCAUCGGAGAAGAAGGAUGAUUCUGCUCAGGACGAUGGUGGCGGCAAGUCUUCACGUGAGGGUAUGAAAGAUGGGGAUGAUGCAGGCCAGGGUGAGAAGAGGAAAAGCGAGGGGGUUACUGCAUCGAGUUCGCCGCAAGUGAAGAAGGCGAAGGUUUCCCUUGGUCACCUUGUUGGUGAAAAUGACGUGGAUGAGGAGGAAGAGGACUGAAGUUCAUUGAACGGCCUUACCUUUAGGAUCCAAGAGAAGUGCAAUUCGAUGGUGUCACCUUGUAUGUUUUGUUAUCCUUAGUCUGUACGGCAAUCUGGGAUGUAAAAACAAGUGCAAGUGCAAGUUAAGUCUCGUGUAUUGGAUGAAUAGAAAUUCUAA
Messenger RNA from Panicum hallii, 974 nucleotides. Its product is annotated as ankyrin repeat domain-containing protein 6. The transcript is spliced from 2 exons. Gene Ontology annotation, molecular function: protein binding. Bases 36 to 815 code for a protein of 259 amino acids. The record is from RefSeq and is a predicted model, not a curated record. Lineage: Eukaryota; Viridiplantae; Streptophyta; Magnoliopsida; Poales; Poaceae.